This is a messenger RNA of Lycium barbarum (goji berry), 771 nucleotides long. RefSeq names its product secreted RxLR effector protein 161-like. The record is from RefSeq and is a predicted model, not a curated record. The transcript has a single exon. Bases 1 to 771 code for a protein of 256 amino acids. Lineage: Eukaryota; Viridiplantae; Streptophyta; Magnoliopsida; Solanales; Solanaceae.
AUGACGGUAUCUGGUAAUUCAAAUAUUUAUUUACUAGUAUAUGUUGAUAAUAUGCUUAUUGCUGCUAAUAGUAUGACAGGGAUAAAUGAUUUGAAGAAACUGCUAAGUAAGGAGUUUGACAUGAAAUAUUUAGGUGAAGCUAAUAAAAUCCUUGGAAUGGAGAUUCAUAGGAAGAACGGUGAGGUACAUCUCUUACAGAAAAAGUAUAUUGAGAAGGUAGUUCAGAGGUAUGGCAUGAAUAAAUGUAAACCCGUUACUUUAUCGUUAACACAACAUUUCAGACUUUUUUCUUUGAUGGCACCGCAAUCAAAGGAAAAGGUGGAGUACAUGUCAAAAGUUCCUUAUUGUAGUGCAGUUGGUAGCAUUAUGUAUGUUAUGGUUUGUACUGGGCCUGAUAUUACUCAAGCAGUGAGUGUGGUAAGUCGAUUCAUGUCUAAACCGGAUAAGAAAUAUUGGGAAGCAAUUAAGUGGAUAUUGAAAUAUCUUAAAGGUUCUUCGAAUGUUGGUCUAACUUUUUAUAGGAUGAGAAAUGAAGGCUUCUCGGUCCUUGGUUAUGUGGAUUCUGAUUUUGCAGGUGAUCUUGAUAGAAAGAGAUCAACAACGGGCUAUAUUUUUACUCUAAAAAGUAGUGCCAUAAGUUGGAAGGCAACUCUCCAGUCUAUAGUUGCUUUGUCCACAAUAGAAGCUGAAUAUAUGGCAGCAGGAGAAGCAAUAAAGGAGGCUAUAUGGUUGAACGGUUUGGUGUCAGAAUUGAGUAGGUUUCAACAUUAA